Molecule: messenger RNA, 4116 nt
Organism: Pungitius pungitius (ninespine stickleback)
Lineage: Eukaryota; Metazoa; Chordata; Actinopteri; Perciformes; Gasterosteidae
Product: paxillin-like
Exons: 9
Coding region: 245-3184 (979 amino acids)
Biological process (GO): substrate adhesion-dependent cell spreading; transforming growth factor beta receptor signaling pathway; endothelial cell migration
Source: RefSeq, a predicted model, not a curated record
CGAGCAGGGGGCUGGAUGUGGGAUGGCGGUGACUCCGGGGUGGGGGGGCGCGCGGCAGGGUGUGCGUGUUUGUGAGUGUGUUUGAGGCUCGUCGAGCAGCAGGGGAACUUGAAAACUUCCCUGCGUCCAGCGAGGCAGAUCUGCGACCGAUCGGGACCGGAAUCGGCUGCUCACAGUCCCGCUGUAGACCGACAGAGGAGGACCGGGGUCCGGUUCUCAGCGUUGGAACGAUUUCCGGGACAUCAUGGAUGAUUUAGAUGCUUUGUUGGCGGACCUCGAGUCCACGACGUCCCACAUUUCCAAGCAUCCGCUCUUCCUGGCUGACGAGAACGCUUACUCCCUCCCCGUUGGAGGUCAGAACCAGCGGCACCUCUGCUCUCCACCACAAGUCCCGCCCUCGGAGCUAAACGGACUUGAUGACACGGAGUCCUUCAGCUCUGCUCAGAGAAGUCCUUGGUCUGGAGAGAGCAACAGUCCAACUCAACCCAUUGGUGAAGAAGACCACGUGUACAGUUUCCCUAACAAGCAGAAAAAUAGUGAGUCAUCAGCUGCCAUGAACUCAGCCUUGGGCAGCAACCUGUCCGAGCUGGACCGCCUGCUGUUGGAGCUCAACGCUGUGCAGCAAAGCACCCCGGCCUUCCCCACAGAAGAGGAAGCAGCCCCCCCGCUGCCCGCCAGCAGCGUCAUCCACCACGUCCAUGAAAACGGAGUCGCCGCUCCGCCAGGCAAGGCCCCGCCGCGCGUGUUGGAGAAGCCCAAACGCAGCGCAGCGGCUCGGCCGAUAGAGGACGUACGGCCGAGUGUAGAGAGCCUUCUGGACGAGCUGGAGAACUCUGUGCCCUCAGCCGUUCCCGCGCCCUUGGUUGUGUCAGAGGGACACACAGGUGGACAAGAGGAAACUCCAGCACAGCAGCAGGCCAGGAUGUCGGCCUCCUCUGCCACACGGGAGCUGGAUGAGCUAAUGGCCUCCCUGUCCGACUUCAAAGUCCAAAGCAAUUCUGGCUCUCAGUCGUCUGUGAAUCAGGAGGCCGUAGAGCCUUCACUGGUAGCUGGUUCCCCGGGAACGACCCUGUCUAUAAACCCUGAUAUUGGUUCAGUGGAUACUCUCAUACCUUCUAGUUUCACUACUCCGUCCUGUACCCCUCUUCCUUUGGAGCUCCACAUCGAUGAAGAUGGUACUUCAGCCACGCCGUCUGCGGCUGGGUCCACGUUAGUCAACGAAUCGUUCAAGAGCCUUCAGUACUCCCGGAUCCAACAGAUCAAUCGUGGUGGCAGUGUGACGUGUGAGAUCACUAAGGAGGAGAGCCUCCGUGUCUCUAGUACCACAAAGCCUCCUAGUCAAACGGAAGACCACGCGUCCAUCACCCAAGUCUCCGCUAGUAAGAUCUCUAGUGACAGAGGUUCUAGUCCAGUAACCACUGCCGGCGGCUCCGGUCGAGUAGUUGUUUCAGGGAGCUCUAGCCCCGUUAGUCUCUCUAUAAACCCCGGUACCAUUGCUAGAACCCAGAGUCCCAGUCCACCUGAUCUUAGGCGCUCCAAUCUAAAUUGGUCUUCAAAGAAUCCAAGCCCAAUCCCUAAAAGCUACAGUCCACUUUCUAUAAGUCACACCCCAGCAGACAAUAAAAAGACUCCCAGUCCAGUAAAAGUCACCAGGCCUUCAAGUCCAGUUCCAAAAAGUGUUUGCCCAGAAAUAGUUCCCAAGAGUGCAAGUCCAGUGUCAAUUCCACGACUUUCAAGUCCAGUUCCACAGACUGCAAGUCCUGUGACAGUCCCUUGUGCCUCUAGUCCAGCACGGGUGUCCAAGGGUUCUAGUCCUGAUACAUUGCCAAUGGCUGCUUGCCCAGUAAUACUCUCAAGGAUUAAUAAUUACACAGUCCCAGGUACCAGUAGUCCCAGAGCUUCACCUCUUCCAGCUGCACCAUCAAACAGCCUGUCCCUCCGACUUACAGAAAAGCAAGACGGUGAAAUUAUGGAUUUAAUGUGGCCGUGUCGGGAACCUUUAUUAGAUGAUGCUUUAGACAAGCUCUUAGCCCCCAACUCCUCCGGAAUGAGCGACAUCCUGCCACCUUCUUCCGUCACGUCCGGAGAUGGAGACCGCUUUUGGGAGGAGGAAGACGGAAUUUACCCGGAUCUCAGCCAAGAUGGAACCCUGACACCCAUGACCGAUUGCAGCUGGAUGGAUGAGUGUUUCACCCCUUCGACCUGCCCCGGGACACCCGAUGCAACGCUGGACCUUCCUGCGCAGCAGCCCUCUGCUGUCGAUCGACUCUCUGCUUCUGGCCAACUGAAGUCGGUUAUCCGCCGCACCAAAGAGACCUCCAAUGUGCAUCCGAUGUUCAGGGAAGGAAUGUUGCGACGUAAAAUGGGACCGGUCAUUGUGAAUAAGAGCAACUCGCAAGACCGACUCAUUAUGGAGCUCCAGGGGAAACUGGGAAUUGGGCGAGUGGAGCGCAAGCGAAAACAACAGCCGGACGAUUGGAUGACCGAGGGAGUCGUCGUCAUGUCCAACCCACAGCGAACGCGGGACGAAAGGGUCCAGCCAUCUGUGGAUAAGAUCAUCAUCGUCCCUCCCGAAUCCCCCGCCCCACAGAGAAAAGUCAUCCCCCCUCCGCAGUCUCCCCCAGCACCCAAAAAGUUACCCCCAGUGAAGCAGACUCCCCCGCCACUGCCUCUGCCCCCUCCCCCACCCGCCCCUCCCCCCCCUCGAGAACCCCCCCGUCCUCCCCCCCGAGAACCCACCCCUCCUCCUCCCCCCAAGGACCCGACCCCUCCUCCUCCCCCUAAGGAAGAUACUCCUCCCCCCAGGGAACCUACGCCUCCCCCUUUCCAGCCCCCUCCAUCACCUAGCCCCCCUCCAAAGCCCGUCACGCCACCUCCGCCUCCCAAGGUCUUUGUGUCAGUGGGCUGUCAGACCGAGUAUGACCCCGUCUUCCCACCAAUGCAGGCAUGGACCCCCAUUCUUCUUCCUUCUCUUCUCAGCCUUUCUUCUAAACUUUGCUCAAGUGUGUUUUUUUUUUUUUCUCCAGUAAUUCCGGUUCAAAUCCAAGCAGUUGAGCCAUAUAAUUUGUCUGGUCAUUUGCACGUGUUUUCAACCGCCGGUGUCUAUUCGUGCCAAGUUGCAGCAGGUAGUCUCCUAAAUGCUUUGUAUGAAAUCCAGUCGGGCCGGGGUUGUGGUGGGAGCUGACAUUCAAGCUGGAGAGACUGAGCCCCUUUUCUAAUUCCGACCUCUGACGGCGCCGAGCGCUGUGUGUUCAGAGUGGAGAGGAGCGUUUACAAGCUUAGAGGCAAGAGCAGUGUAACAACCCCCCCCCCUGUCCUGCCAUGUUCUCGUUACCCUGUCCUGCCAUGUGCAGGAAUGGAAGACUCGCGGUGCAACUGGAACCCCAUCAGCCCCAUGACACCACGGUUACCAGCACAUUUAUAGCUUCUCCCACAGGACUUCCGUCAACAGGUCGGACGAGGUCAGAUGCAAGCAGGUUGAGGUUUAAUGUCCUGUGCCAGCCCUCCUUUAAUAAUCUGUGGUGUCUUUAGUGAGGAGGUUCAGGUGAGGACUUGAAUAGAAUGAGAUGAAUGAGCGCUGUACCGGGCAAAGUCUCAGUGAGAGGCUAUUUUAUUGGUGUGUGUGUGAGCAGGGAUGCUAUUUUCUCUGUCGGUGGAAUUCAACAGUCAUGAAGCUCCAAUCAUCAUUUGAGAUGGUUUGUGUUUGCGUCCACUGCUCUAAACACAUUCAAACACAAGCUGUUGAUGUUGGACUUCGUCAUCAAAUGCCUGCAAACAUGGAUUAAGAUUAAGAUGUUUUUUUCGUCCUGGCUAUUUUGGCCACGGUUUGUGUUGAUAUUGGAAAGAGGAGACGUCCAGAUUUUCCUUGGUUUACCUACCAGCGAUCCAGGGAGAGAUAAAUGUAACAGACAUUCACAAAAGCCGUUACAUAAAAACAUACGAACCACGUUUGCAAAUGAUGUGCGGUCACAAGAAGGUAAGUCUAAAAAAAAAUGAUCACGCGUAGUUAUUUGUUAGUAAAGCCUUUUUGGUAUUUUCUGUUCCACAGAUCCAGUCCCAGGGAAAGACCUCUCCCACGGGUCCCCCAAAACCAGCCAACAAGCUGGACAACAUGCU